Molecule: messenger RNA, 1968 nt
Organism: Cuscuta epithymum
Lineage: Eukaryota; Viridiplantae; Streptophyta; Magnoliopsida; Solanales; Convolvulaceae
Source: the annotation of a GenBank genome assembly
UUUAUUAUCCCGCCAAAUCAUGAAUGUUAUCCUCCCGUUAUUAUGAGAGAACAUUCAUGAAUUGCCUCCCCCCACGCCUCCCUAGUUAUCAUUAAACAUGUUAUUAAAAAACAAUCAAUCCUUUCUUAGCUUUCAUCCUAGGUUUCGUUCCUAGGAUCGAAUAUCCUUCUUCCAUAGUUAAUUUGAUAGCUAGAAGAGGCCAGGCCGGAAUUAAAUCCUGGCCUGAUCGAUUACAACAUGGGUACAUGUGUUUCCUGCCAAAGAGGGGUGAUUGAGAGGUAUGACGUUGCCGGAAACCUUGUUGAGGAAAAUGCAGAGCAUUUGCAGAGAAAUAAUGGGGAAGAAGAUGAUAUCUAUGAAGGGGUUGCGGGAAGAGGAGAUUAUGGUGCACGCAUUAGGCUUCAUGGGUCUUCUAGUUUUAUCUCCAUGUAUUCUCGACAAGGUAGAAAGGGUAUCAACCAAGAUUCCAUGACUGUUUGGGAGAACUUUACAGGACAAAAAGGUACGUACUUCUGCGGUGUUUUUGAUGGCCAUGGCCCCUCCGGCCACAAAGUCUCACGUUAUGUACGCGACAUUUUGCCAUCAAAACUUUCCCAGUCGUCAUCUCGGGUUAUAUCAACUGUGAGCUUUGAGGUGGCUGAUGAUGACACAAGUAGUGAAGAUUUAGAUGAGAAGGAUGAUGGUGAUGAUCCCCCAAACCCUUUUCUUGUCCGAUGGAAAUCAGUUUUUCUCGAUUCGUUUAAGGAGAUGGAUGAAGAUCUUGAAGGCCAAACAACAAUUGAUAUCAAAUGUAGUGGCUCAACAGCAGUUACUGUCCUUAAACAGGAUGAACAUUUAGUGAUAGGGAAUUUAGGUGAUUCUCGGGCUGUUAUUUGCACAAGAGACGAUUCAGACCAGCUCGUUGCGGAACAGCUCACCGUCGAUUUGAAGCCUAACCUUCCAGGUGAGUUUGAAAGAAUUAAAAACUGCAACGGGAGAGUUAUUGCAAUGGCAGAAGAGCCAAAUGUGUACCGGAUAUGGAAGCCUGAUGAAGAUAGCCCAGGUCUAGCCAUGGCAAGGGCGUUCGGUGACUUUUGUCUUAAGAGCUAUGGCCUCUCCUCAGUCCCUCAAAUGCAUUACAGAAAGCUCACAGAUAAAGAUGAAUUCGUUGUUUUAGCAACUGAUGGGGUAUGGGAUGUUUUAAGCAACAAUGAGGUGAUAAGAACAGUGGCUUCAGCAAGGAGGAGAUCCAUGGCAGCUCGAUUUCUAGUUGAGCGUGCUGUCCGGGUAUGGAAACACAAGUACCCUUGUGCUCGCACUGAUGACUGUGCUGCUGUUUGCUUGUUCUUCAAACGCCACCGGCGGCCGUCGCUAACAAGAUCUUUGUCACAAGAAGCAACAGAGCUUCUGGUCUACAACUACCCAUGCAGCGCCAACACCGAUGACGACGGUCUGGACACUUUGUUGAAUUAUAAGGUGAUGACGGUAGAGGGAGACGACAGUGGUCAGUUGCCGGAUUCAAACGGGGGAAAUAACUGCCGGCCGGAGAUGCCAACAUGCUGAUCCAGAAUUUUUGGAGAUGAUGUAAAUAUGUAAUCUUGUAACACAUUUGUGUAUAAUAUAUGUGUUUCAAUUCCUUGUGUUCAACUCUAAAAAAAGGACCGAAUGAAAGUAUACGGGAGCAAAGAUAUAUAUGAGGAGGUGCACAAGGUUUUGGGCCGGAUAGAAAUCGACUAGUUUUCAAAUAGAGACUUGGACCGUUGGAAGGAACAUUUAGGUUCUGGAUUGGACAACGACUAAAGUGGGUAUCGGGACUGGUCCCGAGCCUCACUUUUUGGGACCUGGACCUUUUGAAGUUAUACAUAGUAUUUCAUUCUCCUCUGGCAUGAUUUGAUCUUGAGUUUGAGAAAAUCAUUUGUUUAUUUGAAUUAGCGGAAUACUUUUUUUGUAUGGAUGGUAUAUGUUAAUGAAGGUUGAUACUGUUUUGAC